This is a messenger RNA of Mytilus californianus (California mussel), 2141 nucleotides long. RefSeq names its product organic cation transporter protein-like. NCBI's taxonomy places the organism in Eukaryota, Metazoa, Mollusca, Bivalvia, Mytilida, Mytilidae. Gene Ontology annotation, biological process: transmembrane transport. The record is from RefSeq and is a predicted model, not a curated record. Gene Ontology annotation, molecular function: transmembrane transporter activity. The transcript has 10 exons. Gene Ontology annotation, cellular component: membrane. The coding region runs from base 147 to 1739 and encodes 530 amino acids.
CCUCCAGGUUCACACGUCAAUGUUAUCGCUUCUUUUCGUAAUUUAAAGUUAUAAAGAUGUGUUGAAGUAGAUGUUAUUGAAUUACUCAGUUUAACGUACUUAAAAUCAUACAUCCAAGUAUAACUAUAUAGUGUAAACGUUUUACUAUGGCGAUAGAAUAUGAUGCACUACUACAGAAGCUUGGAGGAUUUGGGAGAUAUCAGAAAGUUCUUUUGGUUGUAUUAUUCUUUCCUGCCAUUUUCGAUGCUAUGCAAGGCUUUCUUCCGAACUUCAUUUUAGCUGAACACAAACACAGAUGUAAAAUUCCAUAUGAACAAGACAGCUAUGAACGAAACGUCACACUUCAUCCAGUCUACAAUGUAUCAACAUGUUCUGUACACUACAAUGGAACAAUUCAGAGGUGUACAGAAUGGGUUUACGAUCAAUCCAUUUUUACAGACAGUCUGAUAUCAUCAUUGAACAUUGUAUGUGAUGACAAAGAAUGGCGAGAACACUUAAUUCUAGCAGCCUUAUUAGGAAUGUUCUUUGGAAACAUUGGUAACAACUUGAUGUCAGAUUUGUAUGGAAGAAAAUUAACAGUUUAUUUAGACCUGAUAAUAUACACUAUUGGGAGUGUACCACUACCAUGGACUGAAAACAGAAUAGCCCUUCUAUUCCUGAGGUUUCUUGCAGGCGUUGGUGGAGUGGGAUAUUACCAGAUCGCUUUUAUUUUAGGAACGGAACAAGUAUCACCUCAAUACAGAGUAGCUGUGAAUUUUCUGGAGCAUUUUAUAUUUACAAUAGGCCAGUUUAUUCUAUGUCUUGUGGCGUAUUACCUACGAGAUUGGCAUUACCUAGCAAUGGCAUGCGGUAUGCCAUUCCUCAUCACUAUUUUCCAUUGGUUUUUAAUUUCCGAAUCGCCAAGAUGGUUGUUAGCCAAGGGAAGAAACAAAGAAGCAAUCGAAAUUCUGAAGAAGGCAGCAAAGAUGAACAAAGUAGAGCUAGAUUUCGAGUCAGAUGAAAUAAAAAUCCAAGAAGAACAUGCUGAACCAUUUCUUAAAUCUUUUAAAGCUUUAUUUGGUUCAUUUAGACUGGUUAGACGUUUACUUAUUCUGGCAUUCUGUUUUUUUGCUGUUAACCUGACUUAUUAUGGAAUAAGCUUGAACAUUGGAAUUCUGGGAGGAAAUAUCUAUAUCAACUUUGCUAUUUCUACGCUGAUGGAAUUGCUUGGUGUGACGUUUUCACUCAUCACGCUGAACAGAUUUGGUAGAAAGAAGAUGCAUUGUAUCUCAUUACUGAUUGGUGGGACUAGUUGUCUCUGUACUAUAUUUACAUCAUUAUAUGCGUCUAAAGAUCUUCAUUGGAUAACCAUUGCUUUGGCAAUGAUUGGUAAACUAGCGGUGACCAUUAAUUUCUUUGUGGUUUACACGUUCACUGCAGAACUGUUCCCUACCGUGCUACGAGGUGUGGCUAUGGGUAUGUGUAGUACUACUGGUAGAAUUGGUACAGUUUCGUCUGCAUACAUAGGUGCAUUGGGAAAAAAUCUUGAAACAGAUUUCGGAAGUGCUUUACCACUUAUUAUAUUUGGAUCUGUUGGUUUGAUUGCUGGCAUCACCAGUCUUAUAUUACCAGAAACAACAGCCAAAUCUUUACCAGAAACUGUAGAUGAUGCUGCUACACUGGACAAUAAUAGUGAUGACCCAAAGAACGCUGCAGGUUCUGCCUCAGAAAUGCAUCCAAAAUAUUCUACACGUUUGUAAUUCAGAGUCCACCCAAACAAGAUGCAAGUUUUAGGGGGAAUGGAUACACCACAUUGUACAAAAUUAUAAUCUAUCGUAUGCUGUUCAACAAAAGUUUCAGAGCAUAAAAACAUCAUGAAUAGUUCGUAAAUAUAUAACUGACUUUUACUUAUUUUCAUAAAAAAUAUAGUCAUAAUAACUAUUAUACAUUUGAGCUGUUUUUAGAAACUACGAUUUCUCUGAUUGAGAAGGAAAGUACUUUCAAAAAGUUAUGAGUUUGUUGCGCGAUUUUAACUAUAAAGUGCGAAGUACAAUGAUUACCUGAUUUAGCACCCAUUUGAGAUCGUUUUUAUGACUUGAAAUCGAACAGUUAUAAGUUCUUCUUGUGUAUCUUUCAUUAAAUAUAUCAUGUAUAUGCUAUUA